AAUAACACCGUGAAAACCUUUGACUGCCAAGAUGCCUUCACCUAAAUUUCAUAUGAAGCACCAUUCAGAAGAUGUUGUUGUGUCCUCUGACGGACGCGACAUGACCAGACAACUUCCCUCUCCUACCAGCCGGAAACCAACCAAACCUGCCGCCGCCGCUGCCUCUCAAACUCAGCCUGCAGCAAAAUCGCAACGAGAUCUUGAGGAAACUGUGAAGAAAUUUGCUGAUGCAGUUUCUGAGAAGGGACGAGUGAUGCAUGAGAUUUGGGCGUUGGUGUUCAACGUCCUUCAUCUCCUGCACAGUACUGGAGCAGAGAAAGUUAGAUGGACACCACCUGGUGGGGUAAUCCCAUACUCCUACACACUAGGAGUCACGAUGAUAGUUGUUCUCUGCUAUUGUGGUGAACAUUUGGGUGAUGAAAUGUUGCAAGGUCUCGUUGACUAUAUUCUUCACUUCAAAACAGUUGAUGUCAAUGAAGAAGAUAAGAUCAUGUCCAAUUGGACUCUCUUACACCACUGUGCAGUGCCAGGCAAUGCACGUUUAGCAAAACUGCUCAUCGAACGCGGCGCUUGCCUCAACGCACAGGACAGCUCGCGAUGGACUCCACUACACAAGGCAGUCUUCUGGAACAGGAUCAAUGUUGUCAAGGUGAUACUGUCACAUGACAGUGACAGUGUCACCUUGGAUACUGCACUGCCUGACAGGGUAAGUAUUUGAUUGUGUGUUGUUGUGAAGUGAACAGUUUCUACUCGUCCUUCUCACCUGUCCUGUCUCUCUCUCUCUCU
Messenger RNA from Sycon ciliatum, 786 nucleotides. Its product is annotated as protein phosphatase 1 regulatory subunit 16A-like. Gene Ontology annotation, molecular function: protein binding. Lineage: Eukaryota; Metazoa; Porifera; Calcarea; Leucosolenida; Sycettidae. The coding region runs from base 32 to 718 and encodes 228 amino acids. Gene Ontology annotation, cellular component: nucleus; cytoplasm. The transcript has 5 exons. The record is from RefSeq and is a predicted model, not a curated record.